Carlito syrichta (Philippine tarsier) is the source of this 3589-nucleotide messenger RNA. It is a transcript of the gene DHX36, whose product is annotated as DEAH-box helicase 36. The coding region runs from base 76 to 3093 and encodes 1005 amino acids. Gene Ontology annotation, cellular component: nucleus; cytoplasm; intracellular anatomical structure. Gene Ontology annotation, molecular function: G-quadruplex RNA binding; DNA helicase activity; ATP binding. NCBI's taxonomy places the organism in Eukaryota, Metazoa, Chordata, Mammalia, Primates, Tarsiidae. The transcript is spliced from 25 exons. The record is from RefSeq and is a predicted model, not a curated record.
ACGCGCACCCGCUUCCGGACCCGGACGCCAUUUCCAGCGGUUGCUGGUUCUCACGGGUUGUGGUCCGCCAGGACAAUGAGCUAUGACUACCAUCAGAACUGGGGCCGCGACGGGGGACCCCGCAGCUCCGGUGGCGCCUAUGGAGGGGGCCACGGAGGGAGCCGAGCCUCCGGAGGUGGCAGCGGCGGAGGAGGAGGGGGCGGGCGAGGCGGCAGGGGCCGGCAUCCUGGACACCUGAAAGGCCGCGAGAUUGGCUUGUGGUACGCGAAGAAGCAGGGACAGAAGAACAAGGAGGCGGAGAGGCAGGAGAGAGCUGUAGUACACAUGGAUGAACGGCGAGAAGAACAAAUUGUGCAGCUACUGAAUUCUGUCCAAGCUAAGAAUGAUGAAGAUUCAGAAGCACAGAUAUCCUGGUUUGCUCCUGAGGAUCACGGAUAUGGUACUGAAGUUUCUGCUAAGAACAAACCAAGCACAGAGAAGAAACUUGACAACCAGGAAAAGAAAUUGAUAAACCAAGAAAAAAAACCAUUCAGAAUCAGGAACAAAUUGUAUAUUGACCGAGACUCUGAGUAUCUCUUACAAGACAUUGCACCAGAUGUAACCUUAGACCAACGAUUACUGGAAGAUUUACAGAAGAAAAGAAGUGAUCUUCGGUAUAUUGAAAUGCAGCGUUUCAGAGAAAAGCUGCCUUCAUAUGGAAUGCAAAAGAAAUUGGUGGACUUAAUUGAUAACCAUCAGGUGACAGUAAUAAGUGGUGAAACUGGUUGUGGAAAAACCACUCAAGUUACUCAGUUCAUCUUGGAUAACUUCAUUGAAAGAGGAAAAGGAUCUUCUUGCAGGAUAGUGUGUACUCAACCAAGAAGAAUUAGUGCCAUUUCAGUUGCAGAAAGAGUGGCUGCAGAAAGGGCAGAAUCUUGUGGCAAUGGUAAUAGUACUGGAUACCAAAUUCGUCUCCAGAGUCGGUUGCCAAGGAAACAGGGUUCUAUCUUAUACUGUACAACAGGAAUCAUCCUUCAGUGGCUCCAAACAGACAUGCAUUUGUCCAGUGUUAGUCAUAUCGUGCUUGAUGAAAUCCAUGAACGAAAUCUGCAGUCAGAUGUUUUAAUGACUGUUAUUAAAGAUCUUCUCAAUUACCGAUCUGACCUGAAAGUAAUAUUGAUGAGUGCAACGUUGAAUGCUGAGAAAUUUUCAGAAUAUUUUGGUAACUGUCCAAUGAUACAUAUACCUGGUUUCACUUUUCCGGUUGUAGAAUAUCUUUUGGAAGAUAUAAUUGAAAAAAUAAGAUAUGUUCCAGAACAAAAGGAACACAGAUCUCAGUAUAAGAGGGGGUUCAUGCAAGGGCAUGUAAAUAGACAAGAAAAAGAAGAAAAAGAAGCAAUCUAUAAAGAACGCUGGCCAGAUUAUGUAAGGGAACUUAGAAGAAGGUAUUCUGCAAGUACUGUAGAUGUUAUAGAAAUGAUGGAUGAUGAUAAAGUGGAUCUGAAUUUGAUUGCUGCCCUUAUCCGAUACAUUGUUUUGGAAGAAGAGGAUGGUGCAAUACUGGUCUUUCUGCCAGGCUGGGACAAUAUCAGCACUCUACAUGAUUUGUUGAUGUCACAAGUGAUGUUUAAAUCAGAUAAGUUUCUAAUUAUUCCUUUACAUUCACUGAUGCCUACAGUUAACCAGACACAGGUAUUUAAAAGAACCCCCCCUGGUGUUCGGAAAAUAGUAAUUGCUACCAACAUUGCAGAGACUAGCAUUACUAUAGAUGAUGUAGUUUAUGUGAUAGAUGGAGGAAAAAUAAAAGAGACACACUUUGACACUCAGAACAACAUCAGUACAAUGUCCGCCGAAUGGGUUAGUAAAGCUAAUGCCAAACAGAGGAAAGGUCGAGCUGGAAGAGUUCAACGUGGUCAUUGUUAUCAUCUGUAUAAUGGUCUUAGAGCAAGUCUUCUAGAUGACUAUCAACUGCCAGAAAUUUUGAGAACGCCUUUGGAAGAACUUUGUUUACAAAUAAAGAUUUUAAGGCUAGGUGGAAUUGCUUAUUUUCUGAGUAGAUUAAUGGAUCCACCAUCAAAUGAGGCAGUGUUACUCUCCAUAAGAUACCUGAUGGAACUGAACGCUUUGGAUAAACAGGAAGAAUUGACACCGCUUGGUGUUCACUUAGCACGUUUACCAGUUGAACCACAUAUUGGAAAAAUGAUUCUUUUUGGAGCUCUGUUCUGUUGCUUAGAUCCAGUACUCACUAUUGCUGCCAGUCUCAGCUUCAAAGAUCCCUUUGUCAUUCCAUUGGGGAAAGAAAAGAUUGCUGAUACGAGAAGAAAACAACUGGCAAGGGGUACUAAAAGUGAUCACCUGACAGUUGUGAAUGCAUUUGAGGGCUGGGAAGAUGCUAGGCGACGUGGCUUCAGAUAUGAAAAGGACUAUUGCUGGGAAUAUUUUCUGUCUCCAAAUACACUGCAGAUGCUGCAUAACAUGAAAGGACAGUUUGCUGAGCAUCUUCUUGCAGCUGGAUUUGUAAACAGUAGAAAUCCUAAAGAUCCAAAAUCAAAUAUAAAUUCAGAUAAUGAGAAGAUAAUUAAAGCUGUCAUCUGUGCUGGCUUAUAUCCCAAAGUUGCUAAAAUCCGCCAGAAUUUGGGUAAAAAAAGAAAAAUGGUGAAAGUUUAUACAAAAACUGAUGGCCAGGUUGCUAUUCAUCCUAAAUCUGUUAAUGUGGAGCAAACCGACUUUCAGUACAACUGGCUUAUCUAUCACCUGAAGAUGAGGACAAGUAGUAUAUAUUUGUAUGACUGCACAGAGGUUUCCCCAUACUGUCUCUUGUUCUUUGGAGGUGAUAUUUCUAUCCAGAAGGAUAAUGGUCAGGAAACGAUUGCUGUAGAUGAAUGGAUUGUAUUUCAGUCUCCAGCAAGAAUUGCCCAUCUUGUUAAGGAAUUAAGAAAGGAACUAGACACGCUUCUGCAAGAGAAGAUUGAAAGUCCUCGUCCUGUAGACUGGAAGGACACUAAAUCCAGAGACUGUGCAGUAUUGUCAGCUAUUUUAGACUUGAUAAAAACACAGGAAAAGGCAACUCCCGGGAACUUUCCACCACGACUCCAAGAUGGAUAUUACAGCUGACAGCUUUUCUGCAAUAGUCUGAAAAGCUAGUUUGACAGCCAUCUCCAUCGCAGUUUAAUUUUGACUGGAUACCAAAACCUGGGACAUGACUAAAUUUCAUGUGUAAGGUAGAAGCCUUCAGUAGGUAGUAACGACUUAAUAUGCAUGACUUGAUGAUGUUAUCUGUAGCUAUUAUAAAUAAUAUUAUCAGCAGUGUGUUCUCUGGUCACAUACUCCAUUGUAGUCACAUCCACUCUUGGGGAGUAUAUUCCCCUUAUGUGUAUAUAUUGAGUGCUGUACCACUUGAGAAAUUAUUUUGUUCUGUUAUAUAAAAUUAAUAUCUCUGGCCAUAAUGACUGAAUAUAGAACCAGUGAAAAUAGAAUGGUUAGCCAAAAAGCAGUGUCAAGUAAGAAUUUGAACACAGGCACAUUUUUAAAAAUGAAACUUCUAUCAGAAGUAAAUUAACUUGUUGUAGUAAAGUCCAGUAUUAAUAAAAUGUAAAAUGUAUAAAUCUCA